Molecule: messenger RNA, 2406 nt
Organism: Pseudocercospora fijiensis CIRAD86
Lineage: Eukaryota; Fungi; Ascomycota; Dothideomycetes; Mycosphaerellales; Mycosphaerellaceae
Exons: 23
Coding region: 1-2406 (801 amino acids)
Source: RefSeq, a predicted model, not a curated record
AUGCUGCGUAACAAGUGGCUAAAACGCUCUAUUGGCAAGCACCAAUACUUCCCUAACGACCUCGAGCCUUAUUAUGAAGUUGUAGCGAAGCUCUCCAUCUGCAUAGCACAGCAACGCAUUCCCGGCAUGGCACUCGUUGCGAGCGAAUGCGAGAGCAGACGGAGAUGCUCAGACGGCAGGAAGCCUGAUCCCAACCACCUUUGGCAGCUGAGAAAGCGAAACAGUAUCUCGAAACUCUAUGUUGCGUGCUUGACGCUUCCCAAUGCGCGACUUGUACAAAAUUCCCGUAUUGGUUGUCUUAUUCCUCGUGCUGCAUUACUCACUCUUGCCAACGCACUCGAUUCCCUCUAUCGCCUGACCGCAAGCGAGUCAGCAGCAGCAUUCGCUCUCACAGUCAUGGGGAGUUCUCCAAUCAUCAAGAACCCCGGCAAAGGGGAGUUUGCACUUUUAGGGCUCAUCGGAGUAUUACUCGCUGCUGGAUACUUCUAUAAAGACGAGGUCAAGGAGAAAACUAUCGCUACUGAGCCUGCUCGAACGACUUCCCGAUUGAGCAGAACACAGGCCGACGGGAAUCCUGCGAGUAUGGCAGAAGAAUAUGUUGAGUAUAACAAGGCCAACUGGAAUGAGCGUGCGAUUGAGGUAUCUUCCAUGAAGCAAGCAAGGCACUUAGCGGCGAACGCAAUCGGAGCGAGCACAUAUGACGCGCUGUCAGUGUUGCAAUCAGGCAGCUUUGAUCUGGCAUUCACUGGCAUAGGUGCUCUGUGCUGGCUGCCUUCCAUCAGACGCUGUGCUGAGAUUGUCGCUGCGCUGCUCAAACCUGGCGGGCGUCUCUUCCUCCGGGAAGGUCACCCGGUUCUGUGGUCCAUAGGAGAGGAGGAUACUGAAGAUCGUCGAUGUCGACGGUGGAAUGGAAUCAUGGAAUGGGAGAGAUCAUUCAGAAUAUUCUUGAUGUGGGCCUUCAAGUCACAGGUCUGUCUGGUCGAGCACAAAAGUGUACCGUGGAAGCGAAAUGUCACUGCUCCGAGGGCUUCCAAUGCUAAUCAACUGCGCAGGAGAGUGGGAACUGGCAACAGGCAAGGACAACAUCCCACUCAAACAUCCAUGAUUUCUAAUACUUCUGAUGACGCACUUCACCUGUCGGGACGAGUAAGAGGUGGUGCAAGGGUCACGGCUGCCUUCACCAGUGCCAACCACUUCCUCCGCGCUUUCAGCCUUGCAGCAGUGACACCACAAUCAUCGCAUGAUUGGCUCCCGACCCUCCCGCGGUGUCCAACGACGCAGCUGCCAUCACGUUGCCUCAUCGCGGUGCGAAGGAACGUGAACAGUCGUAUCGACAGUCAUGAUGCCAUGUACCUUUGUGCCUAUUUCCGUCGCACAGGAAAAAAUCCUCACGAUCAUAUAAUAGGAUCGAGGGUUUGUAGUGAGAGACUGUCACUACCACACAAAUCAAACAAAACCAUCUCACCCGACUUUCCAUUUCGCAGCAACGCACAUUCCGAGAAAAAUGCACGCCAUGCGUUCUCUCGCGCUCAUUGCUAUCGCAGCAAUCUCUGCAUCAGCAGCUCCAGCUCCACAAUCCACAACAGCACCAGAGUCACUCAGCGUCAGGUAAAUACCACAUCUCCCACACAACCCACAGGGCCACAUGAUCUAACACAUCUCCCUCCUAGCCUCAACUCAGACUCCAUGUGCAGCAUCCUCUCAGGAGGCUAUCCCGGAAGUCUCGAAUCAGGCGAGUGCUACACGGUUCCGGAAGCAGGAAUCGGCUCUUUGACAAUCUACGCUCAACCUUUCGAAGGCGGGAUGAUCAACAUCUAUUCUGGAGAGGAAUGUGAGGGCGAAGCAGAGAGGAGUCUGAGUACUUAUUAUGUGGGGUGUCAGAGGGAUCUUGGCGGUGGGAGAUCGAUCAAGUAUAUCAAGCCGAGCGAGCUUCAUAGCAUCGCGGAUCUGUACCUUGGAUCUCCUGUUUCGUUCCCUUGUAAGUUUGAGGCCGCGAUGAAUUAUCGAAGCUGGCGGUAUUCAGACGGUGAGCAGUUUCUCGCGUGGUAUCCAGUAGGAAGAGCCUUGUUCCUUCGAAGGACUGAUGGUAGCUUGGACGGUGUAAUGGAACGUGAGGUAAUGAGAGUACUCGCUCUUCCCAUCUCCGUCCACUUCCACGUCUCGACUUGCCAGGAACUUGACAGCUUGACUGAUAGCUGCAGGCGUGUGCGAUCCAUCUCCGCAAGAGCUCGGUCUAUGAAUGACAGUCAACUGCGUCCAGAUUUGUUGAAGCAUUCGCAUAUGGAGACUAAAGCUUUUGAUCGGGCUGCUGCGAAGGUCGUAGAAUUGGGGGGCACCGAGGCUCUCGAUAAAACGCCAGCAGGCCCUGGUGGCACCUUCAUGCAGUUUCAAGAACUGAAAGGUUGA